This is a messenger RNA of Hirundo rustica (Barn swallow), 6722 nucleotides long. It is a transcript of the gene SMG6, whose product is annotated as SMG6 nonsense mediated mRNA decay factor. Gene Ontology annotation, molecular function: protein binding; telomerase RNA binding; telomeric repeat DNA binding. NCBI's taxonomy places the organism in Eukaryota, Metazoa, Chordata, Aves, Passeriformes, Hirundinidae. Gene Ontology annotation, cellular component: telomerase holoenzyme complex. The coding region runs from base 671 to 4834 and encodes 1387 amino acids. Gene Ontology annotation, biological process: nuclear-transcribed mRNA catabolic process, nonsense-mediated decay. The record is from RefSeq and is a predicted model, not a curated record. The transcript is spliced from 19 exons.
GUGUGGCACCGUAGGCACGAAUGGCAUCUUGCUUACACUGCGGGGCUGUCCGGGGCACCACGAUGUAGGCAGGAAUCCCUGUGGGAUGAGAGAGCGAGUAAAUCCAACAGCCCCAAAGCCACAGCAGCCACUUCAAACUGCAGGAGCAGGCACUGCCUUGCCCAUUCCAGCUCUUCCAUGCAUUCAGGAGAGGGAUCUCCAUCCUCCCCCCUGGAACCAGCUCUACAUUUACCCUGUGCCUGCUUCUCGGAGCUGGGCUGGAGCUCGGGGCUACACGUUACCUUCUGCCUGAGCAGCACAGGCCAGCGCCUGGCCGUGAUUGCCACUGCUGUGUGUCACCACAGCGCGGGGCAGCUCCCGGCCCCUGCGCUCGCUUUCCUCAACGAGGCUCCUCACGGCGUUCAGGGCACCGCGGAUCUGCAAGGACAGCACAGGACGGUGUGUGCCGGGCUCAAUGUCUGCCUCGCACCAUCCCCUCACUCCUGGUUAGCACCGUGCAUGGUGGUUAUCGGCGGAACGCGAGUUUCCCUCUUGCAAAAAGCGACCUUUGCCCCGGGGAUUCGCAGCGCCGCCAUCCCCCGCGCACCUUGAAGGAUCCGGUCCUCUGCAAGAGCUCGCACUUGAAGAGCAGCUUCCUGCCGGCCAUGCGGUCCAGCCCGGCGCAGAAAACAUGAAGGAGGUGAAGGAGCCGAGGCACCGCAAAGACAACAGGCGCCCAGACCAGGAGAUUUACAAGCCUGGCCUCUCCAGACUGAGGAACAAACUUGUGUCUCCAAAGCAAGAGGCCUCGGAGAAGGAAAGGACCAGAGCUGAGGAGGACAAGGAGGAGGGUGCUGGGGACAAGGACUCUGUGGGAGUGGGAGCUCCAGCUGUGGAGGACUGGGACAAAAGCGAUGGCCCCAAGCAGAACGGUCCUUCACAGGAAAAGGAAGAAACAGAGACCAAAGGCGGCCUGCAAAGCCAGGAAAACUCAUCCAGGCAGCCCAUUGUGGAUGAGUGGUGUCCAAAGACCCCCAGGAGAACCAAGAAACCGGACCAGCAGAUCUACCAGCCUGGCAAACGCCUGCACUCCGCUGCUAAAGAACCCUCCCCACUGUCAGCCAGCGAGGAAAUCAGCGGGAGGAUGGAGCAGCUGAAAGUUGAGGAAGAGGGAGAGACUGAGAAAGGUGCUGGAAAAGACAACAACAGGAAAAUUAAAUCUAGCAAGGAGGAUAGAGAGGGGAGCCAGGCAGGGGAAGCGAUGAAAGCCUCCAGGGGGGAUAAAGGGAGACGAGCAGAGCGAAGUGACAGGGUGAGGAGGGCGGGGGACGAGGGGCUGCCGGGGAAGCUGGGCUCCACCAAGCGCUAUUCCCGCACGGACAAGCGGCGGAGCCGCUACCGCACCUGCAGCACCAGCUCGGCUGGGAGCAACAACAGCACGGACGGAGCCCUGCUCGUGGAUGGGGUGGAGAGGAGGCAGGAGCGUGCCAGGGAAAGGAUACGUCCUAGGAAGCAGCUGUCCGUGUCCUCCACCGACUCCUUGGACGAUGACAGGAUCGAUGAGGCAGAGGUGUACGUCUCCAGCAGGAGUUCGGACAGGAGAAGGCAUUCGGAGCAGAGCCGAGCUUCCAGGAGUGAGAGCGAAUGGAGCAGCAAUGGCAGGGAAGUCAAGGGACCCUUCCGAGUGAAAUUUGUCAGCAGGACCACGAGCAGGGACGUCAGCCUGACAGAUACAGAUAAAAAAAAGUCCCUGAAGGCCUUAGAGGUUUCAGAGGCGAGGAGCCAGAGCAAGGAGCCCCAAGGGAGGGGCCGUGGGAUCCUGUUCCUGCCUGCCAACACGGACCUCUCUGCCAGCUCAGGAGGUGUCCCUGAAGCUGCUCACCCUGGGCCCAGGCUCCUGCUGGGCGGGGCUGGCAGCAAAGGCCCCCGGAGCCGGGGCCGAGGUGGCACUGCCCGCCGGCUGUGGGACCCAAACAACCCGGACCAAAAACCCGCCCUGAAGAGCCAGACUGCUCAGCUUCACUUCCUAGACACGGACGAUGAAGUGAGCCCCACCUCCUGGGGGGAAGCCCGCCAGGCCCAGCCCUCCUACUAUAAAUUCCAAAACUCUGACAACCCCUAUUAUUACCCUCGUGCCUCCGGGCAAGGCCCCCAGUAUCCCUACGGCGGAUAUUCCCUGCAGUAUCCUAUGGGUCCGACCAACGGCGUGUACCCAGGAGCCUUUUACCCCGGGUACUCUGGCCCUGCAGGGCAGUACCUGUGUGGCCCACUCCCCCCUGCUCCUCUGAGCCCCGAGAUGGAGCAGCAGAUGAGGAACAUGCAGCAGCAGGAGCUCGGCAAACUCCUGCGUGAGGCUGGGAACCAGGAGCAGCAGCUCAGCAACCUCCUGUCCAGAGACCGUAUCAGCCCGGAGGGGCUGGAGAAGAUGGCCCAGCUGAGGGUGGAGAUGCUGCAGCUCUAUGAACGGUGCAUCCUGAUGGAUAUCGAGUUCUCUGACACCCAGAACGUGGACCAGUUGCUGUGGAAAAAUGCUUUUUACCAGGUGAUUGAGAAAUUCCGGCAGCUCCUCAAGGACCCUCAGGGGGAAAAUGCCCAAGAAAUUCGGAACAAACUGCUCUUGCUUCUAGAUGAGGGCUCUUCAUUUUUUGAUGGCCUCCUCCAGAAGCUGCAGGUGUCCUACCAGUUCAAGCUCGAGGACUACAUGGAUGGGAUGGCCAUCCGCAGUAAACCUCUCAGGAAAAUGGUGAAGUACGCCCUGAUCAGCGCCCAGAGGUGCAUGAUCUGCCAGGGGGACAUUUGCCGGUACAGGGAGCAGGCCAACGACACGGCGAACUACGGCAAGGCCCGCAGCUGGUACCUGAAGGCUCAGCAAAUUGCUCCCAAAAACGGCCGCCCGUACAACCAGCUGGCGCUUCUGGCCAUCUACACGAGGAGGAAGCUGGAUGCUGUGUACUACUACAUGCGCAGCCUGGCUGCCAGCAACCCCAUCCUCACUGCCAAGGAGAGCCUCAUGAGUCUGUUUGAGGAGACAAAACGCAAGUCAGAGCAGAUGGAGCAGAGGAAACAGCAAGUGCUGGAUGUGAGCCCCACCCGCCGGGGCAAGGGCAAGAAAUCCACCCUGAGACAAGUGGGAGAUGAUGCCACCAGGCUGGAGAUCUGGAUCCAUCCCUCCCACCCCCGCUCCUCCCAGGGCCACGAGUCCGGCCGGGAUUCCGAGCAGGACAACGGGCUUGGGAACCUCAGCCCCAGCGACCUGAACAAAAGGUUCAUCCUCAGUUUUCUCCAUGCCCAUGGGAAGCUGUUUACCAGGAUUGGGAUGGAGACGUUCCCUGCGGUGGCCGAGGAGGUCCUGAGGGAGUUCCAGGUGCUGCUGCAGCACAGCCCCCCUCCCAUCGGAAGCACCCGCAUGCUCCAGCUCAUGGCCAUCAACAUGUUUGCAGUGUACAACUCCCAGCCCAAAGAGUGCAUCUCUGAGGAUUGCCGCUCCGUCAUCCAGGAACAGGCCACGGCCCUGGGGCUCUCCAUGUUUGCACUCCUGGUGAGGAGGUGCACCAGCCUGCUGAGGGAAUGUCUGCCAGUUCAGCCACAAGAGAUGGAGCAGGAGGAUGAGGAGGAUGACAUCAAGGUCUCUGCCUUGCCCCAGGACCUGAAGGAGCUGCUCCCCAGUGUGAAGGUCUGGUCGGACUGGAUGCUUGGCCACCCGGACACCUGGAAUCCUCCUCCAACGUCUCUCGAGCUCCCCAAACAGGUCUCAGUAGAUGUGUGGGCGACGCUGGCUGACUUCUGUAACAUACUGACCACAGUGAAUCAGUCGGAGGUGCCCUUGUACAAGGACCCAGAUGACGACCUUGCCCUGCUUAGCCUGGAAGAGGAUCGGCUGCUCUCGGGCUUCGUUCCCCUGCUGGUCGCCCCCCAGGAGCCCUGCUACGUGGAGAGGACCUCGGACAAGGUUAUUGCAGCCGACUGCAAGAGGGUCACAGUUCUGAAGUAUUUCCUGGAAGCCCUUUGUGGACAAGAAGAGCCUUUGCUGGCAUUCAAGGGUGGAAAAUAUGUGUCAGUGGCACCCGUCCCAGACGCCAUGGGAAAGGAAAUGGGAAGCCAAGAGGGAAAACAACUGGAAGAUCAGAAGGAGGAUGAUGUGAGGAUUGAGGCCUUUGAAGAUGACUCUGAGACUGAAGGCAGUGGAGGAGAGAUGGACAUCAAGGAGCUCAGAGCCAAAAAGCAAGCGCUGGCCAGGAAAGUGGCUGAGCAGCAGCGCCGUCAAGACAAGAUUCAGGCCGUGCUGAAAGACCAGAGCCAAAUGAGGCAGAUGGAGCUGGAGAUCAGACCAGUCUUUCUGGUCCCGGACACCAACGGUUUCAUCGACCACCUCGGCAGUUUGGUCACGCUGCUGGACUGCAGGAAGUUCAUCCUGGUGGUGCCCCUGAUCGUGAUAAACGAGCUGGAUGGCCUGGCCAAGGGCCCAGAGAUGGAGCACCGGGCUGCAGGCUAUGCCCGCCAAGUGCAGGAGAGAGCCAGGAAGUCCAUCGAGUUCCUGGAGGAGAGAUUCGAGAGCCGGGACAACUGUUUGAGGGCUCUGACCAGCCGAGGCAACGAGCUGGAGUCCAUCUCCUUCCGCAGUGAAGACACCACUGGCCAGCAGGGAAACAAUGACGACCUGAUUCUGUCCUGCUGCCUCCACUAUUGCAAUGACAAGGCCAAGGAUUUCAUGCCCUCCAACAAAGACGAUCCCAUCCGUUUGCUCAGGGAAGUGGUUUUGCUGACGGACGACCGCAACCUGCGAGUCAAAGCGCUGACCCGCAACGUGCCGGUGCGGGACAUCCCCACCUUCCUCAAGUGGGCUCAGGAGGGCUGAGGGGGCCCAGCGGGGCCCAGGGCCCCUGAGCGAGUCACGCAGCCCCUGACGGUGGGAGCCCGGCUCCAGCGGCGGCCGCGCCGCGCCGCCACCGCCGCCGGCCCACCACGAACAAUAAACGCCGCGUCUUCAACCCACCCCAGAAUGGCCGUGCUGCCGAGGGCCCCCCGAGGGCAGACCAGCCGGGAAGGUCGUUGCUGUGGAUGGUUCACGUGGAGGCUGGGCCGUUGAGGGUCCCGCCGGCCUUUGGGCAGCGCCAGCGCGGGAGCCGGAGAGCCCCGCUGUGGAGGGAAGCUUUGGGUGAGCCCUGUGCUGGAUCACCGGCCUUUCGCUUGGUUUGCUUGGGUGCAGAGAGCUCGAGUCACGCCUUGGUGGCUCUUUGGGUUUGUAGGCUGCGUAGGGCAGAGAUCGGGGACAUGCCAGCACAGACUUUGGGGUUGCUUAGUCCAGCCUGUACACCUUGGAGAGGCCGUGGACUUCAAGGGCAGGUUUUCCCCCUGCCCCAGCCUGUUUGUCCUGCAUGGCCAGACAGCCCCAGGUCCCCGUCCCCUUCCCCGCCGUGUGCUGCCCCACGCAGGAGUGCUGCUUGCGGAGGGGUUUGGCCUCUCUGUGCUGUGGGGUUUGCUUGUUGAGUUUCAUUUUUUCAGUGUAGGUUAGUUUUCAGGUGUGUUCCCUGCCUGCUUUGCUGGGGGAGACUUUGAACACCCUCGCAGCUGCUUUGUCCUGAUCCCGUGCCCACCCCAGCUGUUGCUUGCCCCUUCCCUUCUUCCCCACACCUCUUAGUCCUCCCCUGCUACCUUUAGGCACGCUUUUGCCCUAAGACUCCAUGUGAGGCUAACAGAAUUGUCCAAGGACCCCAGGACCGGCUGUCCCUUGGGUACCGUGUGUCCUCACAUUGCCACAGGCCCCUCUUCCAUGUGGGAUCCGGCUUCUGUCUAUGGCUGCAGAGUCAGAGAGAACCACAGAAAUGCUCAGCCCCACUGUUUGCCUAGCUGAGAGGGUCCAUGGAUGGAGCCAUUGCCUCGUCCCUGGGUCAUUCUGCACUUGGAUUUGGGGUGCUGCUAAGGCCUUCCACACCCCAUGCUGUCCCAUCACCAAGUGUCCCAUCCCCAGUGACCCACCAGAUACAGAAGCUACAAGGGAGCAUUAACCCCUGAACCAGAGCCCCUGGAGCUCUGUCAAGUCCCAGUCCCAUGAGCCGAGGGUGGGAGCAACCCCAAGGCCACCCCUGGCCCCCGCUGGGGCACUGCAGCCACGGGAGGGAAGUGGCAGAGGUGGCAGAGGAAGCAGCAGGAUAGAUGCAGUGUUUUCCUUUCCCCUGUGGGUGGCUCAGACCCCGUUAUCUGCAGUUACCCCCGUGCCAGCUGCCCGGCCCCACGGGCAGAGCCAGCACCAGUGCCAGAGCCUGGGCAGCGCGGUGGGCGCACGCGGGGUUGUGCUGCAUCACCCGUUCCGGAGCAGUGCCCGGCCUGGGGCACGACCCGCGGAGACUUUGGGGUGCCCACGGCUGCUGUGGGGCACACGGAGCCAUCGGCACAGCGCCCACGCCCCGGUUCCUUGCCCACAGCCGUGCUGGCCGCCAGCUUUGCAGAGACUUUGCCUUCUCCUCCACGCCGGGUGUGUUUCAGUGUUUGUUUUCUUGCGGCGCUGCCCCAGUGCUGCUUUCCAGAGCCCUCCCCGAGGUACCACCGGCCCGGAGGGUCCUGCAGCUCUGCCGGACACGUCACUGGCUCGGCCAUGGGACGGUUUCUGUGCCACCAAAGCAGCUGGCACAACGAGCUUGAGCGCCUGGGGCCAUCCCUGCCUCGGAGCUGUCUCGGGGCAGCGCCUGCCUUUGAGCUGUUAAGUUGGUUUUAAUAAUUUUUAGUAUUAAACAUGUGUCAGUGCA